CUCGUUUGUUGCGUCACGGGGUUCCCUGGCUGUCACGUGACUCCGGGUCCCUCUCGCUGCUGCAGCCAUGAUGCAGGAAGGGUUGGACGAUGGCCCCGACUUCCUGUCAGAGGAGGACCGAGGACCUAGACCUGUCAUUGUAGAUCUCCAAACAGAUGCUAUUCUUCAGGUUGACAUUUCAGAUGCUCUUAGUGAGAGAGAUAAAGUGAAAUUUACAGUUCACACGAAGAGCUCCCUACCUAAUUUUAAACAGGAUGAAUUUUCAGUCGUCCGUCAACAUGAAGAAUUUGUCUGGCUUCAUGAUGCUUUUGUUGAAAAUGAAGAGUAUGCUGGCUAUGUUAUCCCACCAGCACCUCCAAAGCCUGACUUCGAUGCUUCAAGGGAUAAAUUGCAAAAACUAGGGGAAGGAGAAGGAUCAAUGACCAAGGAAGAGUUCACAAAGAUGAAGCAAGAGCUUGAAGCCGAGUACUUGGCUAUAUUUAAGAAAACAGUUGCCAUGCAUGAGGUCUUUUUGUGUCGUGUUGCUGCACAUCCAGUUCUUCGAAAUGACUUAAACUUCCAUAUCUUCUUGGAAUAUAAUCAAGAUCUGAGUAUUCGUGGGAAGAACAAAAAGGAAAAAUUGGAAGAUUUCUUUAAGAAUAUGGUAAAGACAGCUGAUGAAGUUCUUGUUGGAGGUGUUAAGGAUGUUGAUGAUUUCUUCGAACACGAGAAAACCUUUCUUCUAGAAUAUAAUAGCAGAAUAAAGGAUGCAGCAGUCAAGGCUGACAAAUUGACAAAAUCACACAAGAAUGUGGCAGAUGACAAUAGUAGAAUUAGCUCAUCAUUGCAUACAUUAGGAACUCAAGACUCAACAGAUCUAUGCAAAUUUUUCUUGAAGGUAUCAGAAUUAUUUGAAAAAACAAGGAAAAUAGAAGCUCGGGUGUCAGCAGAUGAAGAUCUAAAACUUUCUGAUCUUUUGAGGUAUUACCUAAGGGAAUCACAAGCUGGUAAGGAUCUCCUUUAUAGACGAGCACGGUCAUUAGUGGAUUAUGAAAAUGCAAACAAACUACUGGAUAGAUCAAGAGCUAAAAACAAAGAUGUACUUCAAGCUGAGACCAACCAGCAGUUAUGUUGUCAAAAAUUCGAGAAACUUUCAGAGUCAGCAAAACAAGAGCUUAUAGACUUUAAAACUCGGAGAGUUGCAGCUUUUCGAAAAAAUCUCGUAGAAUUAGCAGAGUUGGAGCUGAAGCAUUCUAAGGGAUACUUGCAAUUGCUGCAGAACUGUCUUGUAGCGCUCAAAGGCGACAUCUAACUGCUUUAUGAUUGUUGGGUUAACAAGGGCUGUAUGCAACAACUCUAAAUGGGGGGAAAAAAGCUUUUGUGGAUCCUUGGAGAAGAUUUCCAGCCAGGAAGAUCCACACAUUUCAGAAUUAAACAUCACCACUACAUUUGACCAGAAAAGAGAAACUUCAAUGCAGAAAAUUCAAUUCUGAGAUGCCAUAUAGCACGUCAUUUGUAUUUGUUUCUCCAGAAGCUAAAAUAUUUUCUCCAGCAGUUGCCAAUAUUUUGGAGACUAUUGUAUAUUUGGUUGCCAACUUAAUUCAUUUUUAAAAUCAUCAUGGGGUGAAUUACAAUUUUUUAAAGAAAAUGUAUCAUUAGAUCUACUCAAUAUUGUCACAAUGCAUUGUUUGACACUUAGUGCUAUUCCAGCAUCUUAAUAUGGCAUUUAGUAUUCAUUUUUUUAUAUUAAUAACUCAAGUCCAGAAUUAAGAUUUAUGUUAUGAGUAUAAUUUGUAAAUCAAAUUUAAAGUAUACCUGCCUUAAACUUGUAGAAUGAUUCCUAAUCAUUGUAAAAUAAAGUGUUAAAUAAGAGAAUGUUUUCAUACUUUGCGUUAUUAAUUUAUUUUCUAUCCAGCCAGGUAAACAGACUAAUUUCCUUUUACUCUAUACUGAUAAAUAUGUAACAGCUUGGAGGGUGGGGGCGGCGGAAAGAACUCUCUGCAGAAAGCCUGGUAGAAUGAUUUUGGCUGCAAGAUCGGCCUGUGCAUUUCUCUAUAAUGAAAAUGAUUUAAUUUUAAUUGAGUUACACAAAUCUAGUUCUUCCUUCUUUGCCUUUUCAAUAAAAUCUGCUAUUUGACAGCUCCGCCAAGAAUGCAAACAGUUACUGAUUCUCAAGUGUAGUCUGCCAAACCAGCAACUUCAAGCUAAAAUUUCCACUGCUAAAGAAGCUAACAUAUAAAUAAAUUAAUUUUUACUGGAAAAUUGUGGUCAUUCUGUGCUACCUUGACUAUAAGGUAAUGUCUAAUAACUAAUAAUUAACUUUCCCACUUUUUGAAGGAGUGAUGUACUGUAAUUGGUAAUGAUUGAAGAAUGAUUCCAAGAACCUGCCAAAUGUAAAAUUUUAAAUGUAUUUUCCAUAUUCAGGAUUUCGAUUAUAAUUUUGCUGUUUGGACUGUCCGUGUGUAUUUUAAUGUGCUAAUAUAUUUUUAGUUUCUAUAACUAUUUAUCACGACAAGCCUCUGCACUCUUCAGUGUUCCAUAACUUAACAUAGUUUCACAAGAUAUAAUCCAAAUUUGGAAGGACAAAAGCUAUAGUUUGAUUCUAUUGCUGAAUUUUUUUUACAGUUCCAGUGUACAUAGUGAUGGCAACAUGUGAAAAUGCCUGACCAAGCAUCUAAUAAUGUCACUGAGCAGUAAUACUUAAGGAUACACUGCCGAGACAUGCAUGGCUGCUUGGUAAAAUGUUAUAGCUAAUAAUUGUUAAUGUUGAACACAAAUUGGAGAAACUUCAGAAUCAUGUUGAAGUUUGUUAAAGGUCAUACAAAGGUCCGGAAAGGGCAGAAAUAAACUGGCAAACAUUGAUAAAUUACUACACCAGGGCCGAUAGUCAGAUCUAAACAUUUUAGCCUGUUAUCAA
This is a messenger RNA of Stegostoma tigrinum, 2896 nucleotides long. It is a transcript of the gene snx6, whose product is annotated as sorting nexin 6. Lineage: Eukaryota; Metazoa; Chordata; Chondrichthyes; Orectolobiformes; Stegostomatidae. The record is from RefSeq and is a predicted model, not a curated record. Gene Ontology annotation, molecular function: phosphatidylinositol binding. Bases 68 to 1291 code for a protein of 407 amino acids. Gene Ontology annotation, cellular component: endosome. The transcript has 14 exons.